UUCACCUUUAAACUUAGCUUAAGCUUUACUAUGAGCAGAUUAUUUUUUAUUUUUGUUUUUUCACUAUUUUCUUUCCGUUGGAAUUUUCAAAUUUUCCUCUGUUCUAGUAUCUUUCCAUUUUGUCCUAUUCAACGAGUCUUUUUCGAUCAAUUUUUUUGUUCAAUUUCGUAAAGGUACAUAAAUUGCGACGUUCGUUAUAAAGAUUGUUUGGCAGCGUUCAUCAUUCGUUCAAAUUCAAUAUUGAAUGAAUGAAUUUCAAUAGAAAAAGGUGCGUGAACCUGUCGUUCAGAGUUUUCGGCAACGUAUAAAAGCAGCGUUUUUCCUAGCGAUUUCACAGUAGUCAGCUUCACCGUCGACUAAAGAAAAGUCUCGUCUCAACGCUUCGAACCUUUAACUUUGUUCUACAUCAGCCAUGGAAGGACGUCGUUACGCUGCGAUUCUGCUCCUCAUCGUUGGAGUCAUCGGGAUUCAUUCCCACCCUCACAGUUACAAUGCACCAGGGAACCCAGACGCCGAAUCCCUCGAUUCGGUCCAACGAUUCGAUGGUCACAAGACUGAUUACGAAUUUGCGGCUGACAGACAGCAGGAUGAUCUAUGUUCAGAAGUGGAAUCUCUCGAACGAGAAAGUAAGCGAACGAAGAGAAGUCCGCCUACUUGGAAACAUACUGGCUCGAAUGGUAGCUCCCCUACAAAAUCAGUGCCCCGUAAAACUAUGGCAAAUCAAUUACGUAAGGAACGAGAGGACAAAUUCAGAGCUAUUAUGAACUCCUAUAAGCAACAGGGUCUGAACAGUGGCCAGGCGCUGAUGAAGGCUAACCAAGAACAUCCGGAGCUAGCUGACCUCGUAUUUUCAUCUUAAUUGUUCCAAAUGCUUUGAAAUAUACAAAUACUGUAUUCCGUCCAU
Messenger RNA from Venturia canescens, 904 nucleotides. RefSeq lists its product as uncharacterized. Lineage: Eukaryota; Metazoa; Arthropoda; Insecta; Hymenoptera; Ichneumonidae. The transcript is spliced from 3 exons. Bases 413 to 859 code for a protein of 148 amino acids. The record is from RefSeq and is a predicted model, not a curated record.